AUGGGAUUUGGUGGAAAAGCAUUGGAAUGGCUUGUAGAUGCUCUAAAAACUAGACCUGAAGGUUCUCCGGAUUUCAUCUUCAUCGAUUGUCCUGCAGGAAUCGAUGCUGGAUUCAUUACUGCCAUUACUCCGGCAAACGAAGCUGUCUUGGUUACAACACCGGACAUAACAACGCUUUGA
Arabis nemorensis is the source of this 180-nucleotide messenger RNA. Lineage: Eukaryota; Viridiplantae; Streptophyta; Magnoliopsida; Brassicales; Brassicaceae. The record is from the annotation of a GenBank genome assembly.